AUGCAUUAGGGAUCCUUUAUUUUGAGUAAUUAGAAAUUUGCAGAGUUAGAUAUGUUUAGAAAAGAUGUUAGAGAAAAGUUUAACUCUAAAUUUGACAAUCAAAAAACAGUACUUCAAAAAGCUAAGGAAUCUUAAUUGAAUCCAUAUCAAUCCAUUUUCAGAAAUAGUUAAUCACCUAAAGCAUAGAAAAAUUCAUAAUAAUAAUCUCCAAUAAGAAUUAAGCAAUAUUCAAAACACUCUCCAGGUAGAUUGUCUUUUCAAAGAUCUAGUAUUGAAGUGGGUAAUGUUAAUUCUAGGUAUAUGGUUUGGUUUAACUAUUUUUUAGUUUGAAUAUACCUAAGAAAACUUUAAAUGAAAUUGUGGCUGUUGAAAUAAUAUAGGAUUUGGCUAGAGCGUUAAAGGGAUAAAGCUAUGCAGCUACAGAUUUAUAUAUGUAGGAAUUAAGAAAGUUAUCCAAAAUGGUUUUAAAUGAAUGAAUAGAAU
This is a messenger RNA of Paramecium primaurelia, 483 nucleotides long. The record is from the annotation of a GenBank genome assembly. Lineage: Eukaryota; Ciliophora; Oligohymenophorea; Peniculida; Parameciidae.